Polyodon spathula (Mississippi paddlefish) is the source of this 1318-nucleotide messenger RNA. Its product is annotated as epidermal differentiation-specific protein-like. Gene Ontology annotation, biological process: visual perception; lens development in camera-type eye. The transcript has a single exon. Lineage: Eukaryota; Metazoa; Chordata; Actinopteri; Acipenseriformes; Polyodontidae. The record is from RefSeq and is a predicted model, not a curated record. The coding region runs from base 75 to 1091 and encodes 338 amino acids. Gene Ontology annotation, cellular component: extracellular region. Gene Ontology annotation, molecular function: structural constituent of eye lens.
AUUCUGUAUACUACAACUUGACGGUGCUCAACAAAAACCUGAGUGCAUUCCAACAGAAACUGAAAACACCCACCAUGAGCAGGAUCGUCGUGUAUCAGCAUUGCAAUUUCCAGGGCCUCAGCAAAGAGAUCUACAGAGAUGUUCCCAAUCUGAUAAAUGAAAGCUUUAACGACUGCAUUUCAUCCUUGAAGGUAAUCGGCCAGCCAUGGAUAGCUUAUGAGCACACCAACUAUGCUGGCCAACAGAGAGUUUAUGAGGAAGGGGAGUAUGCCAGCAUCGACGGAAAUGAUACAUUCUCCUCACUAAAGAUCAUCACAGAGGAUCUUGAGAACCCUGAAAUCGUUUUGUUUCAGAACAUCAAUUUUCAAGGACGUCAGCUGGUUUUAAACACUGAAACCAACCUCACAUUUGCACACUUCAAUGAUGAGGUUUCCUCCCACAUUGUGAACCGUGGUGCCUGGGUGCUGUAUGAGCACACAGAACGAAACGGUCGUCAGAUUGUGGCCAGAAUGGGAGAAAGGGUUGCUAACUACAAUGAUUUCGGAUUCAACGACAGGGUGAGUCAUGUUCGUCCUUUGAAGGCUGGCAGACCUGUGGUUAAAGCUAAGAUCCUGUGGGACCAGAUGGUGAAAGAGAAUGAGAGAAACCUCAAGAUUGAUGAGAUUAUUGGGGUGAACCGAACAGACACUGAGCAAUCCUUUUCUACAAGUGCCUCCAAAGAGUAUGAAUCAACUGUCAGCCAGAGCGUGCACUUUAGCAACUCCACCACCAUCACUGCAGGGACGACGUUUUCCAUGGACAUUGUACCUGGGGUUUCCAUGGAGGCCAGCCUAUCAGUUUCCAACACUUUCACCGUUGAAAAGGGGAAAACUGAGUCGACAACUCAAAAGGAAACGAGUACCCUGAAUAUGCCAGCAAAGAUCCCGCCACAUACAAAGCUAAUUGUGAAUGUCAUCAGGAAAGAAGUGUCAGUGAGAGUCCCUGUAGAGUUUACUGUUACCCAGGGCAAGAGUGUCAAGACAGAGUAUGGAGAGUAUAGAUGUUCCUCUGGCAAAUCAGUGUAUGCUGAGUUCAACUCAGAGAAAGCAUAGAUCAGAUUUUUACUACAAGGGUGCCAAAACAGAGCACAGACCUUAGACAAUAUGUGGGUUUGAUUUAAUGGGAUGUUAACUAAUACAAUAUUAAUCUCAAUGUAGUUUUCAAAUGUAAAAUGAAACUGCUUCUAACUUUACAGUGUACUUGUUUGUCAGCUUACAUGUUUUAAGGGAUAUGCAAAACUAUGUAAAGUAACAAUAAAGACACAUUUAUGCUUAUUGAA